Acipenser ruthenus (sterlet) is the source of this 688-nucleotide messenger RNA. Its product is annotated as acyl-CoA-binding protein-like. The transcript has 4 exons. Gene Ontology annotation, biological process: fatty acid metabolic process. Lineage: Eukaryota; Metazoa; Chordata; Actinopteri; Acipenseriformes; Acipenseridae. Gene Ontology annotation, molecular function: fatty-acyl-CoA binding. Bases 150 to 413 code for a protein of 87 amino acids. The record is from RefSeq and is a predicted model, not a curated record.
CGACCAAUCAGGAAGCGUGUUGGGUCCUCCCUCGCUUCUCUGCCCAAUUUCACGAUUUUUAGUAGUGAGGAAGUGCUCGGCUUUCGUCUGUUCGCUGACUGAGAGACAAAGUGAUUUCAACGGGGCCUGCUCUGGAAAAAAAAAAAAAGAUGUCUCAGGCCGACUUUGAUAAAGCUGCUGAGGAGGUCAAGAAUUUGAAAUCUCAGCCCUCAGACCAGGAAAUGCUGGAGAUUUACAGUUUGUUCAAACAAGCGACAGUUGGAGAUGUCAACACGGCACGUCCUGGCAUGCUGGACUUCAAAGGAAAGGCCAAGUGGGACGCCUGGGAUGCUCGUAAAGGAAUGGGCAAGGAAGAUGCAAUGAAGGCCUAUAUUGCGAAAGUUGAAGAACUAAAAGGAAAAUACGGCAUUUAAAGACUGUCGGUAUUCAUCGGAACAAACGCUUGAUCUGCAACCUCAGUGUCUGAUUUUUGUAUUGUGAUUUGCCUUAAUGAAUAUCCCUGGUAUGUUGCAUGUUAUAUGACAGGUGCUGUGGUGAGUCUGUUAAAAAAAAAAAAAAAACAACUCUGAACAGCAAACCCGUCUGAGAGACUGUCCACCAGCAUUUUGUUUAAUUAUAUGGAGAAACAAACCACUUGAUCUUGUUCUAGUAUUUGUUAAAGACAAAAUAAAUUGUCUUUUUUACUGCU